CUACUGCGCAUGCGCAGACAAGGGGGCUGGGUUUGUUUAGUGUGACCAAAUGUUUUGUUGCUUCUUGCCUCUGAAUGAGAUGGAUCAGAUGAGCUAAACACGGACACCUGCGACGGUAAACGCUUCUCAGUGACCUUGUACCUGCCUACAAGAAGACAAAGCCAUGGGGAAUACAAGCAGCGAGAGGGCUGCCAUGGGCCAGGGGGACAAGGCUCAGCGGAGGGACAGCCGAGGUACCAAGGACGGAGGGGGGCCAAAAAUCCUGAUGGACAGCCCCGAGGACGCAGAUAUUUUUCACGGUGAAGACAUGAAAGCUCCUUUAGAGAAAGAGGAGUUCCUUGCAUGGCAGCAAGACUUGGAAGCAGAUGACAAAGGGCCAACUCUAGACCGACCGACAGUCUUUCGCUGGACCGGAGACGGCAAGGAGGUCUACCUCUCUGGAUCCUUCAACAACUGGGUCAACAAGAUUCCCCUCAUUAGAAGCCAGAACACCUUUGUGGCCAUUGUGGAUCUACCUGAAGGGGAGCAUCAGUACAAGUUUUACGUGGACGGCCAGUGGACCCACGACCCAACUGAGCCAGUUGUAACCAGUCAGCUCGGGACAGUCAACAAUAUCAUCCAGGUGAAGAAAACUGACUUUGAGGUGUUUGAUGCUCUAAUGGUGGACUCGCAGAAAUGCUCUGACAUGUCAGACCUCUCCAGUUCUCCUCCCGGGCCGUAUCAUCAGGAUGCCUAUGUUCCUAAAACGGAAGAGAAGAUUAAGUCUCCACCCAUACUCCCACCUCACCUGCUACAGGUCAUCCUCAACAAAGACACUGGCAUUUCUUGUGACCCUGCAUUACUCCCAGAACCCAACCAUGUCAUGCUCAACCACCUCUACGCUCUUUCCAUUAAGGAUGGAGUGAUGGUGCUCAGUGCGACACAUCGCUACAAGAAGAAGUAUGUCACCACCUUGCUAUAUAAACCCAUCUGAUUUUAAGACUUUUUAAUCCUGUCCCGAGUGUGUUAACUGUACACUGAGUGUACAAAAUAUCUGCUCCAUCAGCUCUUUCUAGAACGUAGAGAGAGUAGGUGAAUCCAGGACUGGAUGAGAAUCUUAGAUUAAGCUAAAGAUGACAAGAGGUUAUCAGCUCUGAGAUUAUAUUUUGUACACUCACUGUAUAUUCAGUUAUUGUACACAUCUGUUUAGGACGAUAAAUGUCACUCAGUCACCCCAAAUCCUACAUAAUCUGCCUUUAUUUGUUCACCGAUUUGCCCUCUGUAGGUUUCAACAACACUAUCUUUGCUUAGUAGACAUAGAGAGGCAGUAAUAACGAAGGUUGGACACUAUGGCGUGUCUGUGAUCAAAACAGACAAAACUAAUGCUGGGGGAAAUGUGACUGAAAGUCCUCUGAUUAAUGAGGUCGCUGUGUUUCCCACGAUUGAGAAGACAACAGCGGUACAAUCAGGAAUGUGAAGGUUGAGGUCAGAGAAGGAAUAAAUGCACUGCAGUAGUUCUCCACUGUUUUUCACUUGCCUGUUUAUCUUGAGAAAAGUGUUUUAUUUAGCGAUAAUGACAAAGCACACAGUAGAUAUUUUCUAUCAUUUGUGAUGUAUUCAGUAAUGUAUUUUUUUACUUUGAUGUGGUUUGUUUUGUUGUCAAAAACCCUUCUAUAUAGUUAGUGACAGUGUUGUGGUCAAGACUUGGAACAAAGAGCAGCUUGUUAGUAAGGGUUAAGACAACGUAGUUUAGACCAAAAACAUAACACAUUAUUAUUUAUUGAGAAGUUAAUUUGGUCUAAACUUUUAUUAGCUCUGCACUAUGAUAACGUUUGUUUUUAAUGUAGAAUAUGCAUACAGUGUAUGUACACUUUCAGCACGACAAUGUAUCAGAAGAAUAAUGCUUACCCUUUUGGACUUCUAAGCAGGUUUAGUUGUUUUCACACUGAAUAACAUAAUUUUACUUCUUUUAUACAAUGUAAAUGCAUUCCACAAAUUAAGAGUAGUUACAGUAUAUAUUAAGAUAGUUGUUCCCCGCUGGCUUAGUCAGCAUGGCGUCAUUGGUUUGUGCCAUGGAACAUUGCCAAUCUUUAGUAGCAGCGCCAGAUGGUUGAUGAAAAAAGACAUAACAGAAAACUAAAUGUUGAGGAUAUGACAAUGAAAAAAACAGUAACGUAAAAGACCAAUAUUGGCUUGAAGAACCACGACACUGAUGAAAGGACGAGCACAGGAUCAUGUGACAGAGUCAGACUGUUAGUGAAGUGAAA
Messenger RNA from Sebastes umbrosus (honeycomb rockfish), 2246 nucleotides. RefSeq names its product protein kinase, AMP-activated, beta 1 non-catalytic subunit, a (gene prkab1a). NCBI's taxonomy places the organism in Eukaryota, Metazoa, Chordata, Actinopteri, Perciformes, Sebastidae. The record is from RefSeq and is a predicted model, not a curated record. Gene Ontology annotation, molecular function: protein kinase binding. Gene Ontology annotation, biological process: signal transduction. The transcript is spliced from 8 exons. Gene Ontology annotation, cellular component: nucleotide-activated protein kinase complex; cytoplasm; nucleus. The coding region runs from base 164 to 973 and encodes 269 amino acids.